This is a messenger RNA of Naegleria gruberi, 1164 nucleotides long. RefSeq lists its product as uncharacterized. Gene Ontology annotation, molecular function: DNA binding; 5'-3' exonuclease activity; 5'-flap endonuclease activity. The record is from RefSeq and is a predicted model, not a curated record. Bases 1 to 1164 code for a protein of 387 amino acids. The transcript has a single exon. Lineage: Eukaryota; Heterolobosea; Eutetramitea; Acrasida; Naegleriidae.
AUGGGUAUUAAAGGAUUAUCGCAACUCAUCUUGGAUGAAGCUAAAGAUUCGGUAAAAGAGGAUCAAUUGAAAAAUUAUUUUGGUAGAAAAGUUGCUAUUGAUGCUUCUAUGGCCAUGUAUCAAUUCUUGAUUGCUUUGAAAAAUACUGGUAUGGAUUUGACAGACAAAGAUGGAGAAGUUACAAAUCACUUGCAAGGUUUACUUGCCAGAACCACCAAAAUGUUGGAAUACGGAAUUAAACCAUGUUAUGUUUUUGAUGGUAAACCACCACAAUUGAAAUCAGGAGAAUUGGAAAAGAGAAAAGAAAGACAAAAAGAAGCUAUGGAACAAUUUGCACUUGCUCAAGAAGAAGGAGAUGAAGAAAAGAUGGUCAUGUGGAAUAAGAGAACAACUAGAAUGACUAAGGAACAAAGUAAUGACGGAAAGAAAUUGCUCAGAUUGAUGGGUGUUCCAGUUGUUGAAGCACCAGGUGAAGCUGAAGCUCAAUGUGCUGAACUUUGUAAAGGUGGUCUUGUAUAUGCCACUGCAACUGAAGAUAUGGAUGCUUUGACUUAUGCCACUCCUGUCUUGGCAAGACAUUUAACUUUCUCUGAAGCAAGAAAACAACCAAUUCAAGAAUUUACCUUUAAACAAGUGAUAGAAGGAUUAGGUGUGACAGUUGAUCAAUUUAUUGAUAUUUGUAUUUUAUGUGGAUGUGAUUAUACUGACUCAAUUAAGGGUAUUGGACCAAAGAAAGCUCUUGCCAUGAUUAAGAAAUAUGGAAAUAUUGAAAAUUUAUUGAAGAAUAUUGAAGGAAAACAUUACCAAGCUCCAAGUGAAUUCCCAUACGAAGAAGUUAGAAACAUUUUCAAGAAUCCUGAUGUUACUCCAAGUAGUGAACUUGUAGACACAAUGAAAUGGACUGAACCAGAUGAAGAAGGAUUAAUAGAAUUUUUAGUGAAAGAAAAACAAUUUGAUGAAGAAAGAGUGAGAGGUUAUAUUAAGAGAAUCAAAUCAUCAAGAGGUAAACCAACUCAAACCCGUCUUGAUGGUUUCUUUACUCCAGUUGCUUCAUCCUCAACCACAAAAAAGAAAGCACCUGCAAAGAAAGAUGAUAAAAAAAGUGCAACUGAUAAAAAGAGAAAAGCUGCUGAUGCAUCCACUAGCUCAAAGAAAAAGAAAUAA